Molecule: messenger RNA, 1119 nt
Organism: Exaiptasia diaphana
Lineage: Eukaryota; Metazoa; Cnidaria; Anthozoa; Actiniaria; Aiptasiidae
Product: protein O-mannosyl-transferase 1
Exons: 5
Coding region: 66-698 (210 amino acids)
Biological process (GO): protein O-linked glycosylation via mannose
Cellular component (GO): endoplasmic reticulum
Molecular function (GO): dolichyl-phosphate-mannose-protein mannosyltransferase activity
Source: RefSeq, a predicted model, not a curated record
CUGAAGGUUACGUUCCCGAGGAGAAAAAGACUAGGRCUGAUGCCCAACCACACGAGCCCAUACAUAUGCCAUUCUUUUACAAGUUCCUGGAAAUGCAGUGGAAAAUGAUUCAGUCCAACAAAGAACUUUCUGGUGAGCACACUUUUAGCUCUWCUCCAGCACACUGGCCUGUCUUGAAACGUGGUGUGGCUUACUGGAUACAUAGAGAUAAGAAUAUGCAGAUCUACUGUUUUGGUAAYCCCAUCGUGUGGUGGGUGUCCAGCCUGUCAAUCAUUGCCUACUUUGGAAUAUUAGUCAUAUAUUUACUAAGACGACGCCGAGCUGUGUUUGACAUCGAUGAAGACGCGUGGCAAAGGUUCUGUUUCGUUGGUUAUCUACAAGUAAUGGGAUAUGUUCUACACUACUUACCGUACUUUAUUAUGGAUCGUACUCUGUUUAUUCAUCACUAUCUACCGGCUUUGUUAUUCAAGAUAGUCCUGUUAUCAGUACUCGUUCAGCAUGUCUAUAAUCUUAUUGAACGAUACCAAGCCCUGCGGUACGCUCUACUCUCAACAUGCGUAAUUCUUUGUUUUGCCGUCGUCCUUACGUAUCAUUUCUUUAGUCCGUUUACGUAUGGGCAUGUGGAGCUUACGUCGAAGGAAAUUAGCCAACGAAAGUGGCUUUCGUCAUGGGAUAUGUUAUCGCACCCAGACACGUGACAAAAUAAGAAAAAAGUCAAUUUUAGGGAAACAUAAUUGUACAAAUGCACUGUAAAACAGUCUUUUAAAACAUUAUUUUGAUUAGUGGAAGAUAUUUAAAACGAUGACAUGGUCAUAUGCGAGUCUACGUUAUCUUCCGCCAUUCCCUUGAUGCACCGCGCGCCGCUAGAGAAGAGACUGGGUACGAGGUAGUUUUUUUACCAGAAUUCUCUUCGGCGAUCUCGCCAUUUUGAAUAAUUUUGCACACAUAACAGCAUAGUAUAUUCGCAAUGAUAAUUCCGAACAACAAAAAGAUUAUAUUGAUGAAGAUCUCUAGAUACAAGAAUAUGAUUUUACGAUAAACGUUUAGAACGUACCUAUUAAUAAUAUAGAUAUUUUGAAUGGUUUGCACAAUUAGAUUAAAGAAAUAUCUAGACACUAA